UUUGGAAAGGCGCUUUGGGAAAAUCCCAUUCACUGCACACCCGAGGGAUCAUUGAGUUGGCAGGAGCUAUAUCGUGUGGCACAGGACGGUCUCCCUUGGCAUAUAUUGGCUAUGGAUGCUACUGUGGACUGGGAGGACAAGGCUGGCCUAAAGACAAAACAGACUGGUGUUGCCACAGGCACGACUGCUGCUACGACAAGGCGGAGCGGGAGGGCUGCAGCCCCAAGGCGCAGCGCUACCGGUGGGUCUGCGAGCAGAACGCCGUGCGGUGCGAUAACCUGACAGACCGGUGUGAGAAAAUGGUGUGCCUGUGUGACCAAGAAGCAGCCAAGUGCUGGGGAGCAGCCCCGUACAACCCACACUUCAUCCUCUGGCCGGACUUCUUGUGUGGACAGACCCAUCCCACUUGCCAUUUCAGAUACAGGGGGCCAGAAUAGUCGUUUCUUGGGACCUUUCUUCUAACCCUUUGAAUUUGAAGGUGCCGCAAUAAAAACGUUACCCCUUUUUACCAGAGC
This is a messenger RNA of Eurypyga helias (sunbittern), 515 nucleotides long. RefSeq names its product group 10 secretory phospholipase A2-like. Gene Ontology annotation, biological process: arachidonate secretion; phospholipid metabolic process; lipid catabolic process. The transcript is spliced from 3 exons. The annotation marks the transcript as partial. Lineage: Eukaryota; Metazoa; Chordata; Aves; Eurypygiformes; Eurypygidae. Gene Ontology annotation, molecular function: phospholipid binding; calcium ion binding. The record is from RefSeq and is a predicted model, not a curated record.